This is a messenger RNA of Aureobasidium musti, 1431 nucleotides long. The record is from the annotation of a GenBank genome assembly. NCBI's taxonomy places the organism in Eukaryota, Fungi, Ascomycota, Dothideomycetes, Dothideales, Saccotheciaceae.
AUGUCGACGACACAGGAUAUAGGUUUCGAAGAGAAACAGGUGUAUGAUGCUACAGUGCAAGACGUCCCCAGCGAUGGCGCUUCCUCCAUCGACACCAUCACUGCUCUGGUGAAUGAAGGUGUGUAUCCAUUCACCUCCAACCCCCUCCCUCCUCAACCCACAAACCCCAAAACUGACAUGUCUCUCCCACAGNACCACACCCACGAAAUCAAACUACGCACCAUGUCAUGGCAANAAGCCGCCUGGCUACUCUGCGGCGACCAAGUCUGUCUCGCUAUCAUGGCCCAAUCCUGGUCUCUGUCUGUUCUCGGCUGGGUCCCUGGAAUAAUCACCAUGCUGGUUUCUGGCGCUUUGUUCUGGAUCACAUCGCUCACGAUGCAUAAAUUCAUCAUGAAGAAUCCGUCGAUACGGGAUAUUUGCGACUUUGGAUAUUUUGCGUUUGGGAAGAGUAGGCUUGCGUAUGAGUUUACUGGGUUUAUGCUUGAUCACAGUAUGUGUACUGUUAUCUUCUCGGUUAUUGUGACUAUCAUGGGUGUCAUCAUGUCGGUGCCGCGCACACUCAAACAUGUCUCGUUCAUGAGCAUGUUCAGUGCUGCUUGCAUGGGCAUUGCCAUCUUGCUCUUCCUGGUCUUUGCUGGUAUCGAGGAUGCUCCUGGAUAUGGAUACAACGGCACGUACCCUAAGGCUGGCCCCGUCAAGACAUACGCCUUCCCUCCCGCUGGAACAACAUGGGUUGCUGCAAUGAACGCCGUUCUCAAUAUCACAUUUUUGUGGGUGCCGCAGAUCCUGUUCCCUAGUUUCAUCGCCGAGAUGGAGAGGCCUCAGGACUUCCCUAAGGCGUUGGCUGUUCUGGCAGGUGUUUCCGGAUUUUUGUUCAUUAUUCCUCCGGCCAUAGGCUUCAGAUACCUCGGACAGUACGCCACGGCUCCCGCGUUCGGCAGUCUUGGUGUCGUGGCAUACAAGAAGGCUUCGUUUGCCUUUGUCAUUGUGCCUACUCUGGUUAUUGGUGUGAUCUAUGCGAACGUGUCCGCAAAGUUCGUAUAUCACCGCAUCAUGGGCAAGUCUCGUCACGCCCACUCCAACACCGUCGUCGGCUGGGGAGUCUGGGUAGCCGUCAUGGCAGGUAUCUGGCUCAUCGCCUUCAUCUUCUCCGAGAUUGUUCCCAGCAUGGGUGACUUUUUGUCACUCCUUGGCGCCGCCUUCGACUCCUUCUUCGGAUUUAUAUUCUUCGCAGUGGCAUACUGGCAGAUGUACAGUGGAAAGCUGUUCAGUAACGCCUCGAGAAGCGUCAUGACUGUUGUCCAUGUUUUUGUCAUGAUUUGCGGUUUGUUCUUGUUGGGACCUGGGUUGUACGCUGCUGUGGAGGCCAUCAUUUCUGAUUACUCGGGUGGCACCCGUCCUGCCUUUUCUUGCAAGAACUUGUCGAUCUGA